Messenger RNA from Effrenium voratum, 2418 nucleotides. NCBI's taxonomy places the organism in Eukaryota, Dinophyceae, Suessiales, Symbiodiniaceae. The record is from the annotation of a GenBank genome assembly.
AGCAUGUGGCCCAAUGCCGUGCGCCAUGCGGGUGCUGUGGUGCCUCGUGGCAGCAGGCCUGGCCGUCAAAUUCAAUGAAGAUGCUCGCUCACCAGAGCACCUCGCCCAAGUGCAGGCGAAGGCAGAGCUGGUCAGACUACGUGAGCAAGUAGCCAUUGCUGAAGAGCAAGAGGCUGACGUGCAAGAGAGGCUCGCAGCCUCAGAGGAGCGCGUGGCAGCCCUGCGGCGGAAGCUUCGGGACUUGCGCAAGGAGCCGUCGCUGUCCUUCCUGCAGUUGGCCUCAGACUCAAAGACGGACUCCGAGUCGGAGUUGCGCGAGACCCAGGAGAAGCUCUCCAAAGAGGAGGACCGCGCAGAGGUGACACGCUUGCUGCUGCUGGAUCAGAAGCGGCGCGUGGCUUCGGAGAAGAACAAGCUGGAGCUGCUGCAAAACCUUCAGAAGAGGAUGGAGGCCACCGCCAAAGAGCGUCAGCGUGUGCUGGUGGCCACACACCGGCUGUUGGACACCCCGAUCUUUGACAACAGCUACGCGGCAGCUAGCCCUGCUCGGGAGCCAGCACCGAGCCAGGAGCAGUCGACUCAGGAUCGCGAGAAGCACGUGGCCCUGGGCCGAGCCUUGGAAAACGCGAAGUUGGCGCGGGCCCAGACCGAGCAGCUCUCGGCUCUGGUGGCGGAGCAAGGUGACAAGCUGAAGGAGAUGAAGGCAAAAGCAGCUGAGUCCCAGAAGGAGUUCGAGAAGCUCCAAAAAGAAAGGCAGCGUCUGGAAGACUCGCUGCGGCGCUCCAAGGAGCUGCGGCACAGCGACGCCACCUUCGCGGCCCUGAAGCGACUGCAGGAGGCGCAGGCGACGCUGAAAGAGAAAGAGAAGGAACUGGAAAGCGCGCACCAAGAGAUUGACAAGGCCAAGGAGCACCUCGAGCAGAAGCGUGCUGCCCUGAAGAAGGAGCAAGAGCGCACGCAGCAGCUGGAAUCGCAAGUCGCGGAGGCGGAUGCGAAGGUGGAAGUCCUGGGCAAAGAGGAGCAAAAGAUGGAGGAGCGUCGAAAAGAACUGGAAGAUGAGAAGAGAACCCUGCAGGAGGUGAAAAGGAUGGACAAAGAGUAUGAGGAUCUGGAGGUGCAGGCUGUGCAGGAGAACGUGACACUCCAGACGGUUCAGAAACAGCUCAUGGAGGAGCAGCAGCGGACACAAGAACUGGCUGAGCGUUCCCGGCAGCAAUUGGAGGAAGAACAACAGCGGGCGGAGGCUGAGGCCAGCGAGGCUGAAGAGGAGCUCGCAGAGGCGAAAAUGGAGGAGGACGCGGAGUUCAAGGGCCAGGAGGCUACGCUGGAGCGAAAGUUCAAGGCGGAGCAGGCAGCGCUCCAGAAGCAGUUCGAGGAAAACGAAGCAGCUACUGAGGAGAGGGAAAAGAAGAAGGCCUUCUAUGCCUUGGAACCCCUUCGCGAGGAGAUCAGAGCCGUGGAGGACAUGGCCAAGGCUCACCGAAAGAAGAUCCGGGAGGACGAAGAGGAUGCCCAGACCGAGCUGAAGCAGCUGCAGGAUGAGCUGGCGCAUGAAACUGACGCCGAGAAGAAGCGAUUGGCCGAGCAUCAGUACCAGGUGCAGAGAAUGCAGAACAAGCAUUUGAAGAUUCAGCGCGACACUGAAGCGAAGCUGCAAAAGACAGAUCUGCAGCUGAAACGAGAGCAGUCUGAGAUGCCCGAGCAGCAGCGCCACCUGCAGGAAGUGCAAGGGCAGCUGGCCAAAGCCAAGGAUCGUUUGGAGAAGGCAGAGCGAGCUUUGGCAGAAGAAAAGGCCGAGACCAGGAGGCGAUUGGAUGAAGUUGCCAAGGAGGCAGCGAAGGAGGAUGCGCAGGCGGCGCGGCGAUUGAAGGAGAUGAAGGAUAAAGAUGAAGAGGCCAUCAACGUUUGGAAGGACAAGGGGCCCGCCCUUGCCGGGCAGGUGGACAAGGUGCGCACGCAGGGGCAACAAGAGCUGCAAACCAUCGAGGACAGAUUGGAUGCUGAGCAUAGAAGCUUGCAGGAGAAGCAGCUGGAAACGUCUCGCAAGGCUCAGAUUCUCCACGGUGCCUUGGAAAAGGAUGAGGAGCAGCUGAGAAAAGCCGAGGUCUAUUUGUCCAAGGAGAUGGAUGCCGCUAAUCUGGCAGAGUCGAAGGUCAAGGCAAUGCAGCUGGAGACCAAGGAGAAGCAGAAGGUGGAGCAGGCGGUUUCAACCUGGCGAUCGGCCCUGCAGUCGGCACUGGCCAGCGUUGCUCACCGUGUGCGAUGACCGAGCUCCACGCAUGCAGCCCAGAUGCCAGGUGUGCGGCUUUUGCAAAAAGCAAGCCGGCGCACAUGCUGCCUAGAUGCGAAGAGCAGGUUGCUCCAAAGCUUAGUAGACAUUUGACAUGCUAAACCAUGUUCUUAGCUAACCUUUGCAUG